AUGAACCCAUUAGAAGAGCCGACAAUGGACAAAGAAUCAUUUUCUGAGACAACCAGCACCAAUCCACCCCUGAAACCUACAAACAACGAAGGCUGGAAGGAUGUAGAUUGGGAAAAGACAGCGGAUCCUGGUACUUCUGAGAGAACCACGAAGAUGACAGAAAUUAAGGACCCUCUCGAAGCCAUUGACGCAUUGGAAGACGCGCUGGAGGAGGUCAGAGAGGCCCUGCCGAUGCGAUUUGACUCUCCUGGCGGAGAGGAUUCUCCAAUAACCAGUCCUCGUCCCAGACACGAAAAUGCUCCACUGAGUCCGCCUCAGAGCCUUGCAGAAAGAAACACCAAUCUAGCAGCGUCGAAAAAGGUUUCGGCCUCCGUGACAUCGCAGCGCUCCAAUGGCUCAAAACCUCGACUGUAUCCAAUGGCACCGAGACCGGCCUUCAACGCACGAGUGCCGCCAAAUUCUAAACAGGGCCAGCGCCCCAUUGUUCGCCCAAACCAAACAUUAGCAAGUCGUACAAGUAUUACGGGGAAGUCAACCGAGCCUCGACCAAGCACUCCAAAAGCGGCUGGUACCAAGUCGCAGAAAGAAAACAGGCUGAGCACCGCGUCUCUCAGCACUUCUAGGCCAGCAUUCAUCCCGGCCAAAUCAACGAAACCGCUCACAAGAUCAACAUUCGAAUUGCCGGGCGAAGCCAUCUCGCGACGCAUGAGAGCUCAGCGGGAAGAACGCCUCAAGAAAGAAGAGGAAGAGAGGGAGCAAAGAAAACUGUUCAAAGCAUCCAAGAUUCGAUAUAGCCAUAUUCCUGCUGAGGUACGAGAAACAUUCACCAGUAGAUCUAGAGCUAGCCGGGGUGGUACCGAAAGUCCACUCAAAGUACCGAGCCGUACGACUUCUAUCGCUCGGGCCCCCGUCCCUAGAUCCAGCCUCUCAUCGUCGGUGAGGACGGCCUCGAUUGAUGGGAUGUCUCUUACUCACAGUGCCUCCGAUGAGCACCUUGGGCGCCGCGCCUCCUUUGCUCCUGGAGACACGCGUCAUUCCUCAGUGAGCAGUGGCCCAACAGCUCGAUCCGUCAACAAUGCGGCCAGCGGGGCUGGUAUCAAUGAAGGUAAAGCAAGACACUCCACGGUUACAUCAAAGACGCCAUCCAUGACAGAUACCCCGUUGCCCAAGCUGCGAGGGAAAGCGGUACUUGGACGAGAUCGACAACUAGUAGAAGACCGAGAGCACGGACGUCGGCAGAAAGAAGAAGCCACAAGACGUGCAAGAGCUGAAGCGGCCGAGCGCGGAAGGCUGGCCAGUCGCGAGUGGGCGGAGAAGGAGAAGCAGAAGGUGAAAGCUCGUCAAAGCCUUGUUGCAUGA
Molecule: messenger RNA, 1359 nt
Organism: Ophidiomyces ophidiicola
Lineage: Eukaryota; Fungi; Ascomycota; Eurotiomycetes; Onygenales; Onygenaceae
Exons: 1
Coding region: 1-1359 (452 amino acids)
Source: RefSeq, a predicted model, not a curated record